AGUUGAUAGUAAUUAUGUUUUACUUAUGGUGUUAUAUCUUUUAUUGUGCUUUCUGUAUUUGUAAUUUAUAGCUUAAAUAAUUGGCUCUUGUAGACUAGGUCUGGCAUACGUGAAUUCCAAACGCGAGUCGGUAAAAGAGAACAUCAUACCCCUGCUUAUUGAUGCAUUGUUCGUUCAAGGCACCCCAGCAGAGGUUCUUGGUGUAAUUGCACUGUCCUUGGGGCUUAUUUGCGUCGGCAGUGGCAGCAGCGAGGUUUCCACUUCGAUAUGGCAGCUGCUGCUCGAAAAAUCGGAGUCAGAAUUGAAGGACACAAACAUGCGAUUCUUGGCCCUGGGCAUCGCCCUCAUAUUUUUAGCAAAGCAAGAGGAGGCCGACGUAAUCAUCGAAAGUCUUAAAGCGUUGCCGGAACCUUUUGGGAGUAUGGCUGCGACGCUGGUGGAAGUGUGUGCGUACGCCGGAACGGGAAAUGUGCUUAAAAUCCAGCACCUUCUUCAAAUCUGCUCCGAACAUCGGACGGUGGAGAAAGACGAAAAAGAUAAAAAGAAGGACAAAAAGGAGGCUGAUAGCAACAAAAAUGAUGUCGGUCUUCAACAGGCGAUCGCCACGUUGGGUAUCGCUUUGAUAUCCAGCGGCGAAGAAAUCGGCUCCAGUAUGAGUUUCCGAUUGUUUGGGCAUUUGAUACGUUAUGGUGAACCGUGUGUGCGACGAGCAGUUCCUCUCGCCCUCGCACUGAUUUCGACCAGCAAUCCUCAGCUGAAUAUUCUUGAAAUGCUCAGCAAAUUUUCGCACGACGCUGAUCCAGAAACGGCUUACUGCUCGAUAUUCGCUCUUGGCCUGAUAGGCGCAGGAACGAAUAACGCUCGUCUUGGAGCAAUGCUGCGUCAGCUCGCGGCGUUCCAUCAACGGGAUUUGCUCUCCUUGAUGUUGGUUCGAAUAUCACAAGGUCUUGUGCAUUUGGGCAAAGGAACGAUGACUCUUAAUGCGUUCCACAGCGAUCGCCAGUUGAUGUCUCCUUCGGCAGUCGCCGGGCUUUUCGCCACCUGCUUCGCUUUCCUCGAUUGCAAGAACACGAUUCUCGCCAGGCAGCACUAUCUUCUGUACUGUUUGGUGCCCGCAAUUCAGCCGCGGAUGUUGAUCACCUUCAUUGCAACUGACGACGACAUGCACCAACUAAAGCAGGUUAACGCCACAGUCCGCGUUGGUCAGGCCGUUGACGUUGUUGGUCAGGCGGGUAAGCCAAAGUCAAUUACUGGCUUUCAGACAUACACAACUCCCGUGUUGCUGGCAUACGGUGAACGAGCUGAACUUGCUACGGAGGAAUGUAAGUGAAA
Soboliphyme baturini is the source of this 1332-nucleotide messenger RNA. The record is from the annotation of a GenBank genome assembly. NCBI's taxonomy places the organism in Eukaryota, Metazoa, Nematoda, Enoplea, Dioctophymatida, Soboliphymatidae.